Molecule: messenger RNA, 898 nt
Organism: Girardinichthys multiradiatus
Lineage: Eukaryota; Metazoa; Chordata; Actinopteri; Cyprinodontiformes; Goodeidae
Gene: mrpl27
Product: mitochondrial ribosomal protein L27
Exons: 4
Coding region: 74-517 (147 amino acids)
Biological process (GO): translation
Cellular component (GO): mitochondrial large ribosomal subunit; ribosome
Molecular function (GO): structural constituent of ribosome
Source: RefSeq, a predicted model, not a curated record
AAAUGACCCUGAACGCAACAGCAGGAUUCGGAAAUGACGCGUCGGACAUUGCGUAUUGGUGACAUCGUUCAAAAUGGCGGCGCUGGCGUCCUUGAUGCUGAAGUCCAGAGCAGGUCUGCUGGUUUCUAGUCAGCCCUGCCUGCUGGAUUCGUUGAGGUUUGCAUCUAAGAAGGCCGGAGGCAGCUCCAAAAACCUCGGAGGGAAGAGCCCUGGCCGGAGGUUUGGCUUCAAGAAACAGGAUGGCCAUUUUGUCCAUGCUGGGAACAUCCUUGCAACACAGAGGAAGAUGAGGUAUCACCCCGGAGCACAUGUGGGCAUGGGAACCAACAGUACCCUCUAUGCGCUGGAGGACGGCUUUGUCAGGUUCACCAAGGAGGUCUACAUCCCACCACCCCGAAGCCCUGAGGUGACCCGCGUCAUCACCAAGCUUCCCAAAGGAGCCGUGCUCUACAAGACCUUCAUCAGCGUUCUGCCAGUGAAGCAGGAGGGCAAAUUCAAACUGGUGGACAUGGUCUGAAAGAGUCAGAACUCAGUGAGGACUCCUUUUUUUGUUUUUUCCAGGAGCUUUUCAAGAACAAUAACAGAAUAGCCAAUGGAUUGAACUGACUCUUGACCUUUUUAUUGGCUGUCUGCUUCAUGAUUAUAUGAACAAUUCCAUUCUGACUUCUCCUGGGACUGAAUAUGAUGGACGAACCUCUCUUCAGUGAUGCUUUUAAACCUUUCCUGUUGCUAAUUCUCAUUAUAUAUAUAGAAAGUUUGUCAGUAAUGUAUUUAUUACAGUUGAAGAACAUGAGACACAUGAGUGAGAUGUGACAUUUAAUCCAGACUCCUCUUCAGGUUAAGGUCAUUGCUGAAUAUUGGAUCGGCUGUAAUAAAGUUUUAUAUGUAAAAGUCUUAA